AUGCCACGCUCGAAUAAGGCUACUGGGGCUACAGCCCCAUCCCACAGCGAUGUUAUUCUCCCCAUGCAAGACCCCUACAUGGCACAGAUCAUCGAUGGGGUCAAGAACUACGAAUUUAGAAAGUAUUGCCUUCGACCUGCGGUGAAGAGAAUCUGGUUUUACCGCACUGCACCACACUCAAGCAUCACGCACGUUUGCGAGACCUCCCAACCCAGAACCAGAAAUCCAGGCGAUGACCCUCUCAUCGAGGAUGGUCUCGGCAACGAGGAAUUCAAUUCAAGGCACAAAGACUGGGACGGAUACGACUUUGCCUACAAAAUGCUUACCGUCUACGAGCUGCGACACCCAAUUCCACUCAAAGAAAUGAGAGAGAUGUACGGUUUCAAGUCUGCACCCAGGGGGCUUGUCUACCUCCCUCAAUCCAUCAGUAAGGUGGUCGACUGGAAGCAGCAAAAGCUUUUACUAGACAGGAAGAAAGAAGACGUCGACCCCUGA
This is a messenger RNA of Clonostachys byssicola, 495 nucleotides long. NCBI's taxonomy places the organism in Eukaryota, Fungi, Ascomycota, Sordariomycetes, Hypocreales, Bionectriaceae. The record is from the annotation of a GenBank genome assembly.